Messenger RNA from Lachancea fermentati, 450 nucleotides. The record is from the annotation of a GenBank genome assembly. Lineage: Eukaryota; Fungi; Ascomycota; Saccharomycetes; Saccharomycetales; Saccharomycetaceae.
AUGGCUAAGAAACCGACAAGAGAGUACUUUGGAUUCUCACAAUUUUACGUAACAACAUUUACUCUUUGUUUCGUCUUUGUAUGGUCACUUCUUCCAAACCUAAAAAGCUAUGCAAACAGUGAUGGUCCACUUAGUAGGUACGUAAUAGGUUUCGCUGAGGAGAUAGUUGACCUAUUACCACAAAGAUACUGGAUAAUAGUAACAGAAUGUACGAUUCUGAUGGGGAUGUUAGUGGCAUAUUUGGGCAUUCUCUUUUACAAUGAAGAUGUAUUGACCGUUCCUCUUGAUGAUAUAAGAACUGUGACUGACAGCAAAGCAAAUAUUGCAAAGCCUGUGAACUAUCAAGACUUUUUGGAAAAUCAUGCAUUUAAAGAAACUAGCGGGGUAAUAGAUUUGCCAAUAACUGAAGUGUGUAGACUUUUAUAUGAAUACAAAGAUGGUGGUACGUAA